Messenger RNA from Callorhinchus milii (elephant shark), 1954 nucleotides. Its product is annotated as receptor activity-modifying protein 3. Gene Ontology annotation, molecular function: coreceptor activity. Gene Ontology annotation, cellular component: membrane; cell surface; signaling receptor complex. The transcript has 4 exons. NCBI's taxonomy places the organism in Eukaryota, Metazoa, Chordata, Chondrichthyes, Chimaeriformes, Callorhinchidae. Gene Ontology annotation, biological process: cellular response to hormone stimulus; G protein-coupled receptor signaling pathway; calcium ion transport. The record is from RefSeq and is a predicted model, not a curated record. The coding region runs from base 221 to 772 and encodes 183 amino acids.
AGAGAAGGAGAGCAACUGGAAAAAAAAAGGAGAUGUGCUCUUUGGAGAGGUUUUGCUAAUCCACUGUGAGGCUGGAAUUGGGGGAGAAGGCUGCAAACUUACCAUCAGGGUACCCUAACCUCACCUUAACCUAACCCCCUGCCCUGCUAUGUGCAUCCCAAGCACAGGUAUCUCUGGGAUGUUCUUCCAGAUGUUCUGAAGGCGAGGAUCCCUCCUCUGGAUGCAACGCUUUCCCAAACCCCAGUGGAUCGUGAUGGAGAAAGAUGCUUUUAUUCUUCUUCUUCUUCACUGUUUGCUUUUGGCUGUGUGGGGUAACAGUUGUUUGAUUUCUGCGCUGUCAGCCAAAGAACAUACCAAUCUAUAUAAUGAGUCACAAUCAAGCCAGGCAGUGAAUAAAAACAAGCUCUGCAAUGAGACUGCUAUAUUAGAAGUUAUGCAAAUUUGUGGAAAGUCCUUUGAAGAACAGAUUAACCAGAUCCAUCCCAAGUAUUGGUGUAACUUCACACACAUUGUCAGCCAUUACAGCCGGUUCUCAUUUUGUACAGAAAUGGGGACUGAAAAUCAGAAUUGCUAUUGGCCCAAUCCACAAGUGGAGAACUACAUUAUUUCAGUCCACAAAAUGUUCUUUUCAAACUGUACUUUGGAGACUGUAAUAUUGCAGGACCCUCCUGAAGGCACUCUGAUAAUCCUCAUCGCUGUGCCUGUCUUUCUAACCACAGUGAUGAUAGCACUAGUGGUGUGGUGCAGUAAGAGAAACGACAUACUGGUGUAGAUAUAAAUAUAUGUAUAUUGCACAAAGAUACAACUUUGCAAGUAUUUGUCUUGCUGUACAUUAAUGUGAAUCCCACUGACAAAGUCUGUGGCCUAUUGUCUAGCUGCCUCAGUUGGUGGAGGGACACCCUCCAAUAAUUGUCAUUAUUCACUUCUAAAGUCAAACAUCAGCACAGAAGUUGCUAUAGACUGUAACAAGCGGGCGAGCACAUGGAGCGAAGUAGAUUUGUUUUUAAAGUGCUGGAGCAGGCGUCAGGUACACUUUACUGGAUAACUAAUUCAUUUCACAAGCCAGCCUCAACCCAAAAAAGCACGACCACCUAACCCAUCUUACGGCACAAAAGGAUGAAAUCAGGCAAGAAAAGAGGUUUCUGGAGGCGUUCAGGUGACAAAGACAGUGACACUUACUGAAGAAAUUUUUCCUAAUCCAUUUCAGGAUGACUUCUUGGAGCUCGAGGGUAUGGAGUGAGUUCCAGGAAGGAUGUGGGAGUGGUUUCCAGAGAGGGAGAAGAAUGAUAGGAAACGGGGCUGACUGAUAUCACCAGGAGUGGUACGGGAACUGACAAGUGCUCUGCAUUCCCUAAACGUUUUGUUGCAUCUAAAUCUGAACGUGCUACUCAUCUACUCCCAGUGGAUUUUGUGACUAGAGAGAAAUUAUAACAGAUGGUUGUGUGACAAAUGUGAUGCCAUUAUAGCUCCAAUUCCAUAAGUCAUUUUACAAACAUUUCAAAACAUUGCCUUGACCAAUAGAACACAGCCAGCUUGCUUUCUCUCAGUGUAUUCCUGUGGUGUAAAAUUUACAUAUAAUUACAUAUACUGUACAGCACGGAAACAAACCAUUCAGUUCAACUAGUGCGUGCCAGUGUUUAUACUCCACAUGAACCUCCGCCCAUCCUAUUCCUCUCCUAUUCUUCUCCCAUACCCUUCUAUUCCCCUCUCCCUUGUGUUAGUAUUUAUAAGUGAAGAUUAUUGAGAGAUGUCCUGUCUGUCUCAAACAACUGCUUGUGCUUGUUUAUAAUUUGACCACCUGAAACAAUGGUAGGAAAUUAGAUUGUUCCAUUUAAAGCUAUGCAAGCAUUAAGUAGUUCACUGACCUCCAUCAGCUGACUGUGAUGUACAACAUCCCAUUUAGCAAAUGAUAGCUUUCUUAAAGAAGGAUUGCAUCUUUUUCACAACGUUUUGA